Cyprinodon tularosa is the source of this 5090-nucleotide messenger RNA. Its product is annotated as protein-methionine sulfoxide oxidase mical3b-like. The record is from RefSeq and is a predicted model, not a curated record. The transcript has 35 exons. Gene Ontology annotation, molecular function: FAD binding; protein binding. Bases 342 to 5003 code for a protein of 1553 amino acids. Lineage: Eukaryota; Metazoa; Chordata; Actinopteri; Cyprinodontiformes; Cyprinodontidae.
GAAAAUCUUCAGGUUAUUUUUCUGGAGCGAUCUAGACUUUUCUUGAGAUGUCUUAGUGUCUCAGGGGGAUGUUUGGAUGUUGUCUCUCUACGUUUGGAGUUAUUGAUCAGUUGGAAGAAGUUCAUUCUCGAGCAAAAUCUGUAGAAAAUUGCUUUUUUUAAGGGGAACUUUAAAACAUGGCAGAAGAUACCUGACAUCCAGCUAGACAGCACCAGUUCCUCCAUAGACCUGGAAUCUGAACUUGUUCCUCUGGGAAUGCUCAACUGAUCUCAGAAGUGGAACAGUGGCGCAUCAGAAGAUGACAGCCUUUUCAUGAUGCCCAGCAACUUUGGGGGUUUGCCAUGGAAGAUGAGUCUUAUCCAGAAUGCCGAGCCCAGGAGCUUUUUGAUGAGUUUGUGGCUGCAUCAACCUGCAGAGCAGCACUGCGCUGCUUUAGCCAGCUGUGUGAACAUCUGCAGCUUGAUUGCAUUACCACCGAAAAGCCUCUCUACCAACCAAUCAAACGGCGGCUCAACUACUGGAAGGCCAAUGCUCUGUGGGCCAAACUGGACCGGAGGGCAGCCCAGCCGGAGUACCAAAAUGGCCGGGUCUGCAGCAACAUGACAUGUGUAAUCAUUGGGGCGGGGCCCUGUGGUCUGAGGACAGCAGUGGAGCUGUGCUUCAUGGGAGCCCGGGUCGUGGUCCUGGAGAAAAGGGACUCAUUUUCUAGGAACAACGUUCUCCACCUUUGGCCGUUCACUAUCUAUGACCUGCGGGGCCUUGGGGCCAAAAAGUUCUAUGGAAAGUUCUGUGCCAGUUCUAUCGACCACAUCAGUAUCCGCCAGCUGCAGUUGGUUUUGCUGAAGGUUGCCUUGCUUCUUGGGGCGGAAGUGCAUGUCAGUGUGGAGUUUAAACAGCUGGUGGAGCCACCAGAGGACCAGCACAAAAAUAAGGAGGGCUGGAGGAUGGAGGUGAGUCCAAAGUCCCACCCAGUCAGUCAGCUGGAGUUUGACGUCAUCAUUGGAGCAGAUGGACGCAGAAACACGUUGCCAGGUUUCAAGCGGAAAGAGUUUAGGGGGAAGCUGGCCAUCGCCAUCACAGCCAACUUUAAAAACAGAAACACCUCAGCAGAGGCCAAAGUGGAGGAGAUCAGCGGAGUGGCGUUCAUCUUCAACCAGAGGUUCUUUCAAGAGCUGCGGCAGGAAACUGGUAUUGACCUGGAAAACAUUGUGUACUACAAGGAUGACACACAUUACUUUGUUAUGACUGCAAAGAAGCAGAGUCUGUUGGACAAAGGAGUCAUUUUACAGGACUUUGCAGACACUGCACAGCUUCUUUCUCGAGGGAAUGUGGACCAGGAAGCUUUGCAGUCAUAUGCCCGUGAGGCCGCAGACUUUUCCACCAAUCACCAACUGCCAAUUUUGGACUUCGCCAUGAACCAUUAUGGUCAGCCGGACGUUGCCAUGUUUGACUUUACUUGCAUGUACGCUUCGGAAAACGCCGCUAUGAUUCGUCAACGCCACGGCCACCAGUUGCUGGUUACACUGGUUGGAGACAGUCUGAUGGAGCCCUUUUGGCCGAUGGGGACGGGUGUAGCUCGGGGAUUCCUAGCAGCUCUGGAUUCAGCUUGGAUGAUAAGAAGUUGGGCACAGGGUACAGAUCCUCUUGAUGUCCUGGCUGAAAGGGAGAGUUUGUACCGUCUGCUCCCUCAGACAACUCCAGAGAACAUGCAGAAGAGCAUCAAUCUGUUCACAGUAGACCCAGUGACAAGAUACAUAAACAUAAGCCCACUGACAGUCACACCUGCUCAGGUGAGACACCUGGUGAACACAGGCAACGAGGCGGGGCUAAACACGAGUGAAAGUGAGAUUACCCGGCUGCCUUCCCCCAGACUCUUAAGACAAGAUUCCUUCUCUCAGUCCAAUCACCUGUUGACUUGGUGUCAGCAGCAGACUCACGGUUACAGAGGGGUCACCGUUUGUGACCUGACUACUUCCUGGAAGAGUGGCCUUGCCCUGUGUGCUCUUAUCCAUCGGUGCCGACCAGAUCUGAUAGACUAUGACCGUUUGGACGAGUCAUCAGUGGAGGAAAACAUCCAACUUGCGUUCGACGUGGCCGAGCAAGAGUUUGGGAUUUCUCCUCUGAUGACGGUGGAAGAAAUGUCUUCUGUUGGAGAACCAGACUCUCUUUCUAUGGUGAUGUACCUGAGUCAGCUCUACCAGGUGUAUAAAGAAUCGCUGCGCCCUGCUGGCUCUCUGAGUCAGAAUGCUGAUCUGAGAGCAGCUCUCAUCACUCCAGCUUCCCUCCUCAGCAGACUGGGAACCAGUUCUUCCAGGAAGAGAAACCCAAAGGAGCGUGGCGAUGCUCUGGGCAAAAGGAGGAAACCGAGUCAGGAGAGUGGAGAGAUUGAGGAGUCGUCUGACUUUAACUGUGACUUUGAGGAGAACUUUGUGGGCGGUACCAGUCGCUCCAGAGUUCGUCUGAUGGCCAAUCAGCUGCAGGCAAAGCUGGACGAGAGCUCUGGCUCUUGCAUGACUUCCUCCUCGUCUUCUGCUUCAGCUCUACGUCAGCAGCAGGGGGAGCCCUCCAGCCUCCCUUCUCCUUCAGAGUCUGCAAACCAGCAGCAGCUCACUCCACCAGUUCAGACGUCGUCAUGGAGACCGAAGAAACGGACUCUUCAGCAGGAGCAGAUGAGUUUUCGCUUCAAAGAGAGGAUCAAGUCUCACUGUGCCGCCAACAGGGACGAGCAGUGUCUUCGGAUGUACACCGGUGGAGUGAGCUCAUUGGCGGAGCAGCUAACCCGCCGUAUUCAGCAUCAGCAGCAGAGCAGCUUGGUCCCCGUCGGCAGUGACGUCUGUUUCUUCUGUAAGCAGAAGGUUUAUGUGAUGGAGCGUCUGAGCGCCGAGGGGCUGUUCUUCCACCGCAGCUGUUUUCGUUGCGCCUCCUGCAGCGCCCCCCUCAGGCUGGUUUCCUACACCUACGACCAGGACAGCGGGAGCUUUCACUGUCUGCAGCAUCCUGACUGUCAGCUGGGGGCUCCCACCCCGAGGAAGAGGCUGACUCCCUCUGCGUCGCUUGGAACAUCAACGCCGUUGCUGUCUUCAGCUCCGUCCCUCUCCGACUCCCUGAGCGAACGCCGUUGUUCUUCAGCUGCUUCUGUGAUGGCGGCGACGCCCGAGAGGAUCGAGCUGGAAAACUGCAGGGAGGAGCCUGAGGAGGUUUCUGAGGAGGUUCUGAACCGGUUUAACCUGGACGUGGAUGGGGGGGUUCAUGUCAGUUCAGAGGAAGAGGAGGGUGGAGAAGGGCCGGGCUGCGCUUCCUCACAGGAAGCGACAGCUCCGUGGAGAGAUCCUCCACUCCCCCGGAAAAGUGAGGAGCCAAAGGAGGUGGAGGAGGAGGAGGAGGGAGAGGAAGGCAGCACUGAAGACGAAUCCAGCGACGAGGGGGAGUACAGCCCGUGGGAGACGGAGCGUCGCUCGGGUCUGUGGCUCCUGUUAGAGGAGGAAACAGAGGAGGAGUCUGUGUCUCUUGCCUCAGACACACCUGUGCAACGUGGCUGCGCCUCCACCCCACAGCCCCGCAUCUCCUCCCCUUCACUCCCCUCUGGGACGCCCUGCAUCGCUUCCUUCGCCACAUCAGAUGACUCCACUCCUGAUUCAGACCUCGCCAGAACGCCUCUGUCCCCUGUGGUUAUCAUGGAGGCGACAGCACAGAAACGACCUACAGCAAGGGGGCGGAGUUCGUUUGAUGACAUCACACCUGAACUGCCAGAGAAAAAGCCCCUGCUCCAGCAAGAGGAAGAGGAGGUGUCAGAUAGCGUGAGGAGGAGACAGAGGCACAGAGAAGCUCAGAGUCUGCCUUCCAGCCUCCUACCACCAGGUGGAGCUCUCCUCCUCCACAUCAAAGAGAAGCUCAGAGAGGCUCCUCCCCCUAGGCAGGUGGAGGUCAGUGGAGGUGGAGCCAGAGGCCUGUUGAAGUCGGUGCUUCCUGGAAACAUGAAGGACCAGAAAAGAAGGGGCGGGACUUUACCUGCAGAGAGACCAAGGAGGCCUCCAGCCAAUCAGAGGAGAGUCACAGUUGCAGGGGAGGAGUCGGAUCUUGUGUCGUCGACUCUGCUGCAGAGAUGCUCGCAGAAACCCAGGAACAAUCUGCAGGUGGAGUUGUUUGGCCUCGUGUCUGAACUCGAUAAAGUUACCGUGGAGGAAGAUGAGGAGGAAGAGGACCAGCAGCAGGUCUACGUUCCUCGGGCUCUGGCGUUUAGACGAUCAUAUGGAGUCAAGAGGAAACCCCAGAGGGAGCGAGUCCAGGACUCUGACGGACAGUCCUCGUGCCCCACAGAGGUGGUGGGAGUCCUCACCCGACCCAAGGAACCGUCCAGUUUGAGCACGAAGGAGUCCAUGUUCCAGAAGGACCAAGAGGACAAAGAUGAAGACCUGGACACUAAAAUCACUCGACGGGUUCAGAGAGCCGCCAGGAGGCAGGCCAAGAAGGAGCAGCUGAAGAGGCUGCACAAGGCUCAGAUGAUCCAGAGGCAGCUGCAGCAGGUGGAGGUGAAGCAGAGGGAGCUGGAGGAGAGAGGAGUGAUGGUGGAGAAAGCUCUGAGAGGAGAAGCAGACUACUGGGAGGAUUCCAGCUGUGGCCCAGACAUGGAGCUUCACCUGGGAGGACUGGGCAAACUGGAUAAUCUGGCUCUGAUGCAGCAGUGGUUCCAGCUGGUCCAGCAGAAGAACUCUCUGGUCCGAUACGAAUCUGAACUCAUGAUAUUCGCUCGGGAGCUGCAGCUGGAGGACAGACAGAGCCGCCUGCAGCAGGAGCUCAGGGAGGGGAUGGCUGUGGAUGAUCACCUGAAGGAUGAGGAGCAGCUGGCUGAGGAGCGGCUGAUCUUGGAGGAGAUGCUGGAGGUGGUGGAACAGAGAGACGCUCUGGUGUCUCUGCUGGAGGAGCAGCGGCUGCUGGAGAGGCAGGAGGACCAGGACCUGGAGCAGAUUCUGGUAGCAGGAGGACUUGGACUCAGCUGGACCUGAGGAAACUGGAUCCGGCUGGAAUUCAGAUGAUCAAGCAGAAGCAGAAACUGAAUCCAGUCGGACCUGAACUGGACUUGAUGAGGCUGG